AUGUUUGCCAACGGCCCCGAUCAGCAGUUCUACCAGGGCCCAGCACCACCACCGCCACCACCACAACAGCAGCAGUCUACGCAAUCUCAGCAGCAGCACCAGAGUGUGAUCGUGCGCCAGCCAGAUCUCCCUGAUGAACCAGACGAGGCUAGCUACGCGGCUUCGGCCUCCUACUACGGCCUCGCGUCUCCUGCGGUAGUGCCGAAUGCCUAUCCGACCUAUCCUAUUCCCUUUCUAUUUGGGGAUUGGAAUCAACUAGGAAUGUUCACGCAGCCUUCACCAGCGGACUCCAGCUGUUCUUCGACGCUUGCACCACCGCUUACAUCGCCGAUUGGGAAUCCUGCGAUAGGCAAUCGUCUAAACCCGCUCGCUCCGCCCGGAUUUGGAUACCCGCGAGGGCCGCUGCAGUACGACUUGAACCCGCAGUACAUGGGAGGAGCGAGGAAGACCGGUGGACGACGACCCAAGGAAUUCGAAAUGGGACCGGAGAUCGAAGAUCAAGAGGAACUAGACAAGAAGCUCAAGAGACGCCAAAGGAACAAGGAAGCCGCGGCGCGAUGUCGCCAACGACGUCUGGAUUUGAUGACGAAUCUUCAAGAGCAAGUGGAUAAGUUCAAAGCAGAGAAUGAGAAAAAAGAGUUGGAAAUUAGAGCGAUGAAAUCUCAGAUGGCGCAGAUGGAGAGCUUUUUGCGCUCGCACGAUUGCAAAAUGAGUGUUGAAGAGAGGGAAACGCUGUUAAACAUGCCGGCCAUUAGAACAACCAUGCCGCCUAUGAUGAACGGCAUCAAUACCAAUCCACAUCCUAUUUCCGACUACCGACCGAACAUCGAAGUGAACCGGAAACGAGUUUUGCCGGCUCCACAGCUGCCCGCCCAUUCCGAUGCCAACUUCCUUGAGCCCGACAUUAAGUGUCCCAAGAUAGAAAAAGACGUAUCCCUGGCAGACCUUAAUGGUGACACGAUAGCUCGUCCAAACCAUAUCAACUUCGAAGGCAUCGGUCUUGGCAAUAAUCAUGUGCCUCUAUCAACGCCGUCAAACAUCACCUACACCGGUAGCGUCCCGUACACGACACCAAACAACUAUACACCGGGAUUCCCAGGAUUGAAUAAUGAUUUCCUGAACGACAGUACUGGGCUGACGCCGUGCACGCAGCAGAAUCCAAUCUUCGUCAGCACACCCACACCACUCCAGACAUCGGAGGCGGAUUUACGGGCGUUGUGA
Necator americanus (New World hookworm) is the source of this 1221-nucleotide messenger RNA. RefSeq lists its product as uncharacterized. Gene Ontology annotation, biological process: regulation of transcription by RNA polymerase II. Bases 1 to 1221 code for a protein of 406 amino acids. The record is from RefSeq and is a predicted model, not a curated record. Gene Ontology annotation, cellular component: nucleus. The transcript is spliced from 9 exons. NCBI's taxonomy places the organism in Eukaryota, Metazoa, Nematoda, Chromadorea, Rhabditida, Ancylostomatidae. Gene Ontology annotation, molecular function: DNA-binding transcription factor activity, RNA polymerase II-specific; RNA polymerase II cis-regulatory region sequence-specific DNA binding.